Molecule: messenger RNA, 909 nt
Organism: Miniopterus natalensis
Lineage: Eukaryota; Metazoa; Chordata; Mammalia; Chiroptera; Miniopteridae
Gene: GZMK
Product: granzyme K
Biological process (GO): proteolysis
Molecular function (GO): serine-type endopeptidase activity
Source: RefSeq, a predicted model, not a curated record
AUGACCACGUUUUCUCUGUUUUUCCUAAUAGCCGGGGCUUAUCUGACUCCCAAGUGUUUCAGCACGGAGGUCAUCGGAGGGAGAGAGGUGACACCUCAUUCCAGGCCGUUUAUGGCUUCCCUCCAGUAUGCCGGUGACCACAUUUGCGGAGGGGUUCUGAUCCACCGACAGUGGGUGCUGACCGCGGCCCACUGCCGCCACAGUUUUACCAAAGCCUCGUCUUUCAAAGUGGUUUUAGGAGCACACUCUCUCGCAAAGAAGGAGGCCUCCAAACAAACGUUCAGGAUCGUGAGGUUCAUACCGUCCCCAGGAUUUGCAUCAAAGCCCGAGUCCAACGACGUCAUGCUGGUGAAGCUUCACACGGCUGCGAAACUCAACAGUCACGUCCAGCCGCUCCAACUAAGCCCCCAAACGGACAUUAGAGCUGGAACCAAGUGCCAGGUCACCGGCUGGGGCGCCACCAACCCAGAACUCUUAAGCCUCUCCGAUACCCUGCAAGAAGUCACCGUGACCGUCAUAAGCCGAGAGCUGUGCAACAGUGCGAGUUACUACAACCACCAGCCCAUCAUAACUAAAGGCAUGGUGUGCGCAGGAGACGCCAAAGGCCAGCGGGAUGCCUGCCAGGGGGACUCAGGCGGCCCCUUGGUCUGCAGGGGCAACUUCUGCGGCCUGGUCUCUGGAGGCCGUAAAUGCGGUGACGCCAAGAAACCUGGAGUCUACAUACUCUUGACCAAGAAACUCCGCACUUGGAUCAAAAGCAAGCUUCCCCAAAGGAAAGGGGAACGGACAUCCGCCGCGCCUUCCCAGAAGCAGGACCCCGGCGUUGCGUCUUCUGUCACUGACGUGCGGGCACUGUUUUAUCGCUACGACACUGAGUGUAUCUCAUCCACUAGUGUGUUCAUUCAGUGA